AUGUCCUUCGCCGGCGGCGUUACAACUCCUAAAUUUACGGUUGCAGAACUUAAAGCUCUCAACAAGACCCAGCUGGUUCAGUUUCUGCAGAGUCGCCACUCCCAUGGCAACGUUUUCGAAAUAAACGAUGUUGAGGGGCUUCGAGGACUAUCAACGAGCGAACGAGUUGAAUUGGGGGAACAUAUGAAGGAUGCCUUCGAGAUCGCGGCCUCGACACGAAAACUCGACGUGGACGAACUUGUCGCGCGCUUGAGGAGCAUAGCAGAUGGGCAGGAUGGCUCUACGGGACCUAGGUGCUUACAAUCGCCAUCCGCGUCCUCCGGGUCAAGCACAUCCUCGAUAAACUCUGUUGAACUCCUUGAACAGGAGGGAACAGCACGCUACAACGAGCUCAUCCGAAAUCUCGGCAGGCCUGUCGCCUCGAUCGAGACUUUCUUGCACUUCUUGAUCGACCCUGCAGCCAGCGACGAACCCUUCCUGCCAUGGUGUUCUGACACAACCCCGUACGGACGAAGGAGCAGAAUAAACAACGUGUUUAGUCUGCAACUUGACCGGUGGUGGGAAUUCCGCAAAUGGCAGUUGGCCAACCGGGACACCCCUGAUGCUGAUGGAGGAUUCCCUGAGUAUCUGGCAUCAUCACGGAGGAUUGAUGAGCACGUGGGAAACAGAAAAAGGCUAGCUGAAGAGUCAUACGAUGACGACGAAUUGUGGUUGUGGCAAGGGAUGCGAGAGCGUCGACUACUCCCUAGUGAACAAGGGUUUACUGCCUACAAGGAGGCAGUUAAGAGACAACUCGCACCCCACAACUUCAAACGGUCUCUACAAUUGUUCAAAGACCCACGCCGCCAAACCGAAUGGACGACAUGGCUUGAAUACCUAGUCUACGAGCAAUGGUGCUUGGAACAACAAAAUGCCUCCGUGGAAAGUGCGCGGACACAAUAUAUUCAUUGCCACGAGAAACUUGUCGACGCGGGGAAUUAUCUGUACGGCUAUCACACGAGUCGCCUAGAUGAACAGUUGGCCACCAUGAAACCUGACCUGGAGAUGGCCAAGAAAAUACUCAGUGACUACAUCCGUGAUACGGACGACUAUCGGUGCAAGGAAGAGCGUGCCCAUGACCUGAAGAACCGAGUGAAGUGGAUUAUCAGUGAGGCCCGUAAGAUGAAGACCGAUAUGUUGCAAAAAGGCAGCACAGCGGGGAGAAAGUCAAACAUCAGGAAGAGCAAAGAUCCAAGCCAUCUCGCUGAUGAUGAUGGCAUAACCCCCCAGCCAUGGUCUGAGAGAACGAGACAGGGAGUUGCAAAAGCAAAAAGACGUGCAGAUCAGGACAGUAUGCCGGAGCAACCUCGUCGGAGCCAUCGGAAACUCACUCAAGGUCCUUCCGCAACCCAGGGCGUGGAGUCGUCCGCGCGCGAGAAACAAGGUUGA
Messenger RNA from Aaosphaeria arxii CBS 175.79, 1428 nucleotides. RefSeq lists its product as uncharacterized. The record is from RefSeq and is a predicted model, not a curated record. The transcript has 2 exons. Lineage: Eukaryota; Fungi; Ascomycota; Dothideomycetes; Pleosporales. Bases 1 to 1428 code for a protein of 475 amino acids.